Durusdinium trenchii is the source of this 3228-nucleotide messenger RNA. The record is from the annotation of a GenBank genome assembly. Lineage: Eukaryota; Dinophyceae; Suessiales; Symbiodiniaceae.
AUGUACCUGAAGUUUGUAGAGAUCAUUUGUGAUGUGGAUCGGAAGAAGGCAUCCUUCCACGUUGGCAGCAAGAAAGACAGCUUGCAGGAGGUGAAGACGUUGGAGCUGCCCUACGAUGAAGAAGUUCGUUUGGCUGUGACAGGCUGGAGUGGAACACGAGUACGUCUUGAGCCCCCACAAAAAUGGAUGGGAGGUGAGGAGUCAGACUCUGACUCUGACUCCAAUGCAGAGGAGGACGAUCGAUUCUCCAACACCUGUGGCAAUGUGGUCCAACCAUCCACUUGGCACGUGGCAACCAUUUGUGUUGAUCUGGAGAAGCGGCAGGAAAUGCAGAUCAUUUUGGAUGGUGAGCAACAUUUGGUGGCUCGAGAUCCAAACCUCUUCGCGCCGGAAGGGCUUUUCAGCAUUGAUGCUGUCGAGGGCCUUGUUCUUUUUGGACGCCGCAGGGCUGGAAAGAUUGCGGAAAGGGAGUGGAGGCUUGGCGGCCAUUUGAGACAAAUGCGAAUGGAGUCGAAGUUCUUGAACAUAGCAGAGGCCUGGGGCCAGCAGCUUCCCAAAGGUGUCUGGGGUUGCCGGACCUGUGGCUCCAGAAGUGCCGCGGAUGUUCGAAUCUGCUGGAGUUGUCAUACAGCCAGGCAAAAAAGUGCAUCUAGGCCUCCGAAUGACGCGGAUCCGCGACAUGAUGGACUCACAGUGCUGGUUGCUGAUUCCUUCAAAGACUUGGUCCUGGAAUCAAAAGAGCACGUCUUUGUGCUCUUAUAUGCGCCUUGGUGCGAGGCAUGUCAAGAAGUUAAACCACACUGGAGAAAGCUUGCCAAGAUGCUGAAGGGAUCAAGCAAAAUCCGAAUUGCGAUGAUGGACUCGGACGAGAAUGAUGCGCCCAGUCGCUUUUUCCCAGAGUCCUUCAUCCCAAAUGUCAAGCUGUUCCUUGCAGGGAAAAAGGGCAAACCACUUGCAUGCAACUCUCGCGAGAGAACCUUUGAGUCCUAUGUGAAGUUCUUGGAAGAGCACACCAGUGUAAGUCUUGAGUCGGCUGCAGAGGAAUUCUACCCACAAUAUUGUGAAGUCAAUGGGGUUCCAGCCCUCGUGGAAGAAUUGCGACAAGCUGCGAUGAUACAGGAAUUGAAGUUGAUGCAGUGGAGACGGCCACCCUUGCAGACUUUGGCGUCAUUCCUUUACUCAUACUUGCUGGAUCCAAACGUGCAUUCCUCCGUUCCAAUCACUCCCAUAUCCGAUGCGAUCCCAGAAGAUGAGUCACACUUGGUAGCAGCCCCGGAACCUUCACCACAGCUCCAAAGGGGACCGACUGCACCAGAAGCAGCACGCCGGCUCUUGGCAACACCACAAUCCGCAGAGCCACCCAGGCUUGUGAGACAUGUCUCGCAACCAUCUGCUCCAGCAUUGUCGAGGGGGGUCUCGGGCCAGAGAUCACCUCCAUUGCUGCUGAGUCGGGUCAUUUCAACACCGCUUGAGCAGGUAGCAGAUCCACACAAGUUGGAAGAAGAGCUGAAGCGUGCGCACUUGUCUGAAUUGCUGGACAAAGAGUUGCAGACCGAGUUGAAGAAGGCACAGCCCGACAAUGUUCGGGACUUUGUGCGCAACUUCUGUUUGCGCAUGGCAACCCCAAAAUUCCAGCACCGCUUGUUCUUUAACGCACGUCUGGGGGUGUCAUGGAGAAUGGCUCCGCCGGCAACGUUGAUCACGAGCGCCACUCGCAUUUUUCGGUGCUUGAGGCGCUGGGUGAGACGGGAGCUAGCUCGCAUUGGGCGGAAGCCACGGGAGAUGGACCUUGCUUGGGCAGAGGCACGCAUUGCACCCAUGACUGCUGCAGCCCUGCGCAGCAACUGGCGAAGAGUCGAAGAUGCCAUUUGCAAAGAGACCAGCCGUGAGGCUGGAGUUUCAGCGUUGCAAAUUCUGCUUGAACGUGGCUUUGAUCCUAACGCGGCCCCAUUCAGGGUGUCGCCGCUGUUGCUGGCAGCUCUUGCAGGGAAUCUUCAUGCUGCACAAUUUCUGUACGUUCGUGGAGCCGACAUGCACCAGGGAGGAGGAGUUAGCCAGCAUCAGCAGUUGUUGCCAAUUGAUGGGGCGUCGGCAUGUGGAUUCAUUCGCCUUGUGGCCUUUUUCCGAGAGAACGGCUCCACUGGGGCUAGAGCGUUGCAUUUUGCAGCUAGUGGGGGGCAUCUUGAUGUUUGCAAGUACCUGCUUGCAACAGGGGUGAGUCCAGAUUUGAAGGCUGACAAAGGACUUUCAGCCUUCACGCUUGCCAUGUUGUGCGGGGAGUGCUUGGCUGCACUUGUGUUGCUGCCCCAUUGCUCGCCUGCAAAUCUUGAGGAGGCUUUGCCAGGAGAAGUUUGCUGGCGAGUAGGCUUAGCAGGUGGAUCCACUGUGCUGCAUUUGGCGGCGCAUUUGGGGGGAACCAGGGAGAGGCUCCUUGCUCCCAUCUUGGAACGGUGUCCUGUGCUUUUGAACCGUGCGAACUGGGCGCAGGAGAUUCCGGCAAUGCUGGCGCCGGCAAUGAUGCGACCUACUUUGCAGCCCCGAUCACUUCACGCCUUUGAAGCCCUUGGAGCUUGCCCCGAGGGUGCUGGCGUCGAGGACCGCAUCAAGGUUGCAACUGCCGGUGUUCUAGGUGAAGAUGCCAGUGCUACUGACGACCAGCUGAAGGGCGAAAUGUGUGUCAUUUGCAUGGAGGGCCCAUCAGAUGGUGACACACCCUUCACUCGCCUUUAUUGUGGCCAUUGCUUCCAUCGUGGUUGUUUGGGUGGCUGGCGCGCGGAGGGACAGAAUGGAGCAUCGUGUCCUGCCUGUCGCAAGCCGCUGCCAGAGCCAACAGCUCGUGCAGAGGCUGGGGGUAUCACACUGCUGGAGUUAGCAACGCUUGGCAACGACAACAACUUCGCAUCUUUGCUGCUCUCAGUGGGAGCCGGUGGCAAGGCGACAAAGAGUUCCGAAAUAACUUCUUUGAUGUGGGCUGCAGCCUCUGAGGGGCCUUGCACAACCAAUCUCUACCUUCGGAUGGGUUUGUGGAAUUUUGAACGUACUUCAAGUUUUGAGCCAACACCAUGGCAUGGAUAUUUACAGCCUUCGGCAUGCCGCCGGCCACCAGCUCGAGCCCGCAUUGGCAGGCAGCUUAAUGAUACAAUACCCUGCUCAAUCAUACUUGUUGGUGCAUUGGAGUUGCACAUUUGGCUGGGUGAGUUUGUUGAUGUUUAUUUCAAGGUUGUUUGA